AUGAUUUCGCCUACACCGUCCGCUAAUACCCAGCAGUCUGGACACGUUGGCAGCCCGGUUGAAAUUUCACCAUCAGUUCCAUCACCAAUAGCAGAGUCUGCUCCUCCUACCUCUAGUGAACCCGCUCCACUAAGUGAACCUCCACAUAACAGUGGUGGCGACAAUGGCGAGGACAAUACAGGUGCUCAAAGUACUCAGAAGAGGAGACAUACUUCUCCAGUAUGGGAUUUCUUUGACAGGGUCAUUGUUAAUGGGGAGCCCAAAGUGAAGUGUCUCAAGCACCGUGUGUUUGAGGUGUCCUUCGCUGACUUUCAAGGUGAUGAGGACCACUCCUUCAGGAAGAUCCGUUUGAAAGCUGAAGAUGUUCAGGGAAAGAAUGUUCUCACAAACUUCUGGGGCAUGGAUUUCACCACUGACAAACUGAGAUCUCUUGUGAGGAAAUGGCAGUCACUAAUUGAGGCUCAUGUUGAUGUCAAGACUACCGACAACUAUACUCUGAGGUUGUUCUGCAUUGCCUUCACGAAGAAGCGCGUGAACCAGCAGAAGAGGACAUGCUAUGCACAGUCGAGCCAGAUUCGUCAGGUAUUUGGUCCUUUAGCUUGCCCGAAUGUGCUCCCGAGCCUCGCCUCACCUCACCUCAGGUUCUUUGAAUCAUGGAUGGAAACUUAUCAGCUGCCAUG
Messenger RNA from Striga hermonthica, 680 nucleotides. NCBI's taxonomy places the organism in Eukaryota, Viridiplantae, Streptophyta, Magnoliopsida, Lamiales, Orobanchaceae. The record is from the annotation of a GenBank genome assembly.